AUGAAAGCAUGCCUUGCAAAAGGAUAUCCAUUUAUAUUUCUCUUACGUCCAUAUGCUGCAGUCUCGCGAGCGAGACUAGAUGGUAUUGUAGGAAUGCCAACACCACAUGAUUUAGCAGCACAAAAACAGAUAGGACAUACAAUGCUAGCUGUAGGUUAUGAUAAUAGCCAACAACGCUUUAUCGUUCGAAACUCCUGGGGACCAAAUUGGGGUAAAGCUGGAUAUUGUUAUAUUCCGUAUCAAUAUAUGAUUAAUCCUAAAUAUUGUCUUUCGGCAUGGGUUAUUGGUGAAGUGGAUACAACUAAUUUAGGUUCUGAACAUUGGAAUAAAAAUGAUCUAUUUGGUAAUGUUCAAUGUCGAGUUUAUCGCUCACGUAGAGCUGGUGCCUCAGGUGGAAAUGAUGUCGAAGGUGGAGGUAGUGGCUCAGGUGGAGAUGAUGCCGCAGCUGAAGAUGAUGCUGCAGCUGGAGAUGAUGCUGCAGCUGGAGAUGAUGCUGCAGCUGGAGAUGAUGCUGCAGCUGGAGAUAAUGCCGCAGGUCAAGGUGACUCCGAAGAUGUAAAUGAUCCUGCAGAUCAAGAUGAUUUCAUAGAGGCAGAUGAUGAGAUACUAGAUGACGACGUAGACGACUCUGAACUUUUUGAAGAUGAAGAAGAUGCAGAGGACGGAGAAGAAGAAAUCGAAGAACAAGAAAACGAUGAAGAAGACGAUGGUCAAGACGACGACGAAUAA
Rotaria sp. Silwood1 is the source of this 729-nucleotide messenger RNA. The record is from the annotation of a GenBank genome assembly. NCBI's taxonomy places the organism in Eukaryota, Metazoa, Rotifera, Eurotatoria, Philodinida, Philodinidae.